UUUUAAUUUUCUUUUCAUCCUUUUUCUGUUCAUCUUCUUGAAACGCCAAAACAACGGGCUCGAUCUUAUUCUCAGCUUGCACCGAAGAAGAAGAAGAAAAAUUCGGGAUUUUUUUCUACUUUUUGUUUGGGAAAAAAAAGGCCAUUAUUAUUAUUUUAUUUUUUUUGGUAAUAAUUUUUGCCUUCUCCUCCGUUAAGCCGAUGACAAUGUCGCAGAGUCCGACGCGAUCGAACUGAAACCGAAGGAUUUCGGAAGCGAAAUUCCUGCUGCUGAUGAUUGAGUAAUUAAUAUCGCGAUCCUGUCGCGCCCGCCUCUCUUCUUUUUAAAAAAAAAUCUUUUGGGUGUUUCUGGUUUGUCCUUUUUUUUUUUUUGUUUCCCUCGUUGGUUUUGGUGUCUGGGUCGAGCGGUCAACGACAAAAAAAGGAAACGAUGUCGUCGCCGGGAAUGGCCGGGAUACUGGAGAGCUCGAAGGAGCUCGAUCGGUUGAAGAAGGAGCAGGAGGAGGUGCUCGGGGAGAUCAACAAGCUGCACAAGAAGCUUCAAGCUAACCCCGAAAUGGUUGAGAAGCUUGGUGAUAACUCUCUGUCAAGGUUGAAGGGAUUCUAUACUCGUGCUAAAGAGCUUUCAGAAAAUGAAGUGAUGGUUUCUAACAUGUUGCUGAGUCAACUGGAUGAUUUGCUCCCAUCUGGACCUCCUGGGCAACCACGAAGGAAAAUAGAUAGUAAUGAUCAGAAGCGAAAACGGAUGAAGAAUGAUUCAGAAGUCUCUAGGAUGUCUUCUUCCAUGAGAAACCAACUUGAGGUUUUUUCUAAUUUGAAAGGUCAACAGGUGGCGGCUAGGGUUUUGGUCCAAGAAGAUGCUGAUAAGGAUGAGUGGUUAAUUGUGAAGGUGACAAACUUUGACCGAGAGACAAAAGAGUUUGAAGUAUUAGAUGAGGAGCCAGGUGAUGACGAAGAAAGUGGAGGUCAAAGAAAAUACAAGGUCCCUGUGUCUCAUGUUAUUCCUUUCCCCAAGCAAAAUGAUCCCUCUAGUGCUCAAGAUUUCCCCCCAAGAAGUCAUGUUUUGGCUGUUUAUCCUGGGACGACUGCACUAUAUAAAGCAACAGUCGUGAACUCCAGAAAGAGGAAGACAGAUGACUACUUGUUAGAGUUUGAUGAUGACGAAGAAGAUGGGACCAUGCCUCAAAGGAACGUACCCUUCUACAACGUGGUUCCGCUUCCCGAAGGACAUCGGCAGUGAGUGCUCAUGAAAAAGCUGUAUCAUAUUCUUAAGAUAGUGUGUAGCCUCAUGUGAAUAACCUAGAAUAGGGUAGUUUCCACUCUGCUUCUGUUUGAGAACCCUUUGAAAUGUAAGUGUCGCGUAUACUCUUGUGCUAUGUAGUGAUUUGGAUAGCGCUACUUGAUGAGCAGAAUGGGUAGGAAAGAUGGCGCUGCAGCGCUCACUUGUCUUAAUCACACAAUAAUAAAGUAGCCACUUCCCACA
Molecule: messenger RNA, 1482 nt
Organism: Eucalyptus grandis
Lineage: Eukaryota; Viridiplantae; Streptophyta; Magnoliopsida; Myrtales; Myrtaceae
Product: SAGA-associated factor 29 homolog A
Exons: 9
Coding region: 430-1239 (269 amino acids)
Cellular component (GO): SAGA complex
Source: RefSeq, a predicted model, not a curated record